Exophiala bonariae is the source of this 1716-nucleotide messenger RNA. RefSeq lists its product as uncharacterized. Gene Ontology annotation, molecular function: catalytic activity. The coding region runs from base 1 to 1716 and encodes 571 amino acids. NCBI's taxonomy places the organism in Eukaryota, Fungi, Ascomycota, Eurotiomycetes, Chaetothyriales, Herpotrichiellaceae. The transcript has 2 exons. The record is from RefSeq and is a predicted model, not a curated record.
AUGUCGAUCAUUGCUUUCGACGGCGAAAAUUCAAGCGUCAGUCUUGAAAUACUCCAUGAUGCCGCGGCCAAGAAUAACUUCAUCAUCUCGAAGAGUGACGAAGAUGCAUUCCUGCUAGCAUUGCAAUCCGCCGAUGUGACCGCCGCGAAUGUCGAUGCAUUGCCCGAUUACGUGGACCCACGGCUCUCACCGAUACCCACAGUCGGUGGGCGACAAUAUCGAAAAGCGAAACACAAUAACCUGAACGCAUGGAGCCAUCAAGCAGAACUCGUGGCUGAGAAGCCCACCUCGGAUAUACUGAAAGGCCGCAAGAUCACCAUCAAGGACAAUGUCUCAGUGGCAGGCCUGCCGCACACAUGUGGAACCUUCCCACAACUCGUCUCCCGCGAUGGCAAACAUCCCAUCGCCACCAUCGACGCAACAGUGACGCGACGUCUUCUCGAGGCGGGCGUCACCAUCGCCGGGACUUCGACAUGUGAGAACUACUGCCUGAUGCCGCUGUCGUACACGUCUGUCAACGGGCCGGUGCACAACCCCUGGCUGCGGAACUACAAUACAGGAGGCAGCACGAGCGGUGGAGCGGCACUAUUGGCGUUGGGAGUGGCGAGAGCGGCGGGGGUGCCGGGUCUGGAAGAAGCAGGUGAAGACAUCGACCUUGCAAUCGGUGGCGACCAGGCCGGGAGUAUUCGUGUCCCAGCGGCUUAUUGCGGUGUUUACGGAUUGAAGCCCACGCACGGUCUCGUACCAUAUACCGGGAUUGCGGGCCUUCAUCCCAUGAUUGAUUUCACGGGGCCCAUGGCGAGAAAUCUCGAGGACAUCGCCACCGUGCUCACCGCGAUUGCCGGAUACGAUGGCCUAGAUGGACGCAUGACUCCAGAAACGCCACUCAGGCACAACGUCCUCGACUACAGCGCGGCCUUGAAAUCAAGUUCACAAGCCGGAAAGGGGCUCAAAGUCGGCAUAAUCAAAGAAUCACUCACCUCGCCCGGGACACAGCCCGAAGUCGCAGAAAUCGUUCGUUCCGCCGCGAUUAAGCACUUCCGAGCCGCAGGCGCAGAAGUCUCCGAGAUCUCACUCCCAAUGCACCUGCUAGGCGCCGCAAUCUGGACAGCCGCGACGCGGAACCACAUGGCGCGGCUGGCGGUCGGGGGCCGCGUCCCGGACGUGCUCAGCCACAACAUGCCACACCUGUCGCUGCGGUGGCCGCCGGACCAGGAGAUGUACGAGCUGCUGCGUGUCGCGAACCCGGCCGUCAUCAAUGUGAUUCUGACGGAGACGUUCCUUAGCGAGAAGUACGGCGCCAACGUGCAGGCGAAAGCGCACCGGCAUGUCCUUGAGCUGCGCGCCGCGUAUGAUGCUGCGCUUGAGUCGUUCGAUGUGCUCGUCACGCCCACGACGCCGAAUGUCGCGCCGCCGUUGCCGGAUCCUCGCCCGGAGGAACUCGGUGGCAGUAGUGUCAUGGAUAAGUUUAAGUUGGUCGUUGGCACGACCAAUAAUACGGCCCCGUUUAAUGUUACGGGUCAUCCGGCGCUGAAUGUGCCUUGUGGGUGGGUGCCGGCGAGAGGUGGUGAUGGUGGUGAUGCGGCGACGAGUCCUGGUAUGUUGCCUGUGGGUAUGCAGAUCAUCGGCAAGCGGUGGGAUGAUAUUGGGGUCUUGAAGGCUGCGAAGGCUUUCGAGCUUGGGGGUGGUGGGUUGGGCAGUUGGCCGGGAUUGUAG